This is a messenger RNA of Cylicocyclus nassatus, 1364 nucleotides long. Lineage: Eukaryota; Metazoa; Nematoda; Chromadorea; Rhabditida; Strongylidae. The record is from the annotation of a GenBank genome assembly.
GGGUAGAUAUGCUCGUAUUUGCGCUGCUAAUCUAUCUCUUCUGCACAACAGCAUGGCACUCAAUGAUACCACUAGUGGCUCCAGCCAUUCUUCUACCUGAGUACCCGAUCAAAUUGUCCGCAGUUGGAUUUGAACGAGCUCUGCAAAGACACUCAUUCAAAGGUUUAGUGCAUGAAACGCCAUCUUUACAAGUAACGCCACCAAGGGAUAUAACAUCUGAAGUGCCAUCAGGAGAAAUCAAAGAAGGAGAACCACCAGGAAGAGGACCACAAGGAGAAAUGCCAGCGGAAGAAGAACCCCGAGGUGGAGAGCCAUCAGAACAUGAACCACCAGGGGAAGGACCAUCAGGAGAAAUGCCAGUGGAAGACGAAACACCAGGAGGGCCACAAGGACAAGAACCGCCAGGGAGGCUCUCUAAGGAAACGCCACGAGACCAAAGUUCAUCAAAGAAGAAACCGCCGGAACGAAUAUCAUCAGUUUCACCAGAAAGAAGACCAAAAAAAAAGUCUCUAUCAAGAAAGGUAAGAUCACUGAAAAAAAAUCGACAAAAGAAAGAAGGUCCAGAAAACAAAUUGUCAUGGAUACGAAACCAACAUCGAACAGAAAGACUAGGAAAGGAAUUGCCACCAGGAAAGUCAUCGAGGAAAAUAUCACCAGAGAAAAGGUUAACGAAGGAAAUGCAACGGAAACGCAACUCAGAAUUUCCGAAAAAGUUUCGAGGGAACCAAUCAAGGAUGCCACCAAAGAAAAUGUUACCAGAAGGAAACAGUCCAUCAGUGAAGCAAACGAGGGCAUUGUCGCCAAGGAAACGUUCACCAACGAUAAGUUCACGGGAACGACCAUCAGGAAAAAGGCAGCGCAAACCACCAAAAGCAGCUCCAUUAGGGAGAAGAACAGGAAAUGGUGCAUCAUUAGGAGGAAUGCCAUCAGGAGGAGGACCGUUAGGUGGAGAGCCACCACGAAGGGUUACACCAAGAGAAAAGGCCGGCAUGGGGGAAGAUUCUAGAAAGAGGAUUAUAAGGGGGCGCGGAAGGCGAAAGGUCAUCGAAAAGAUUCCCGCAACAGAUUAUGAUAGUGAGAAGAGAAUGGGAAAUGCUGGCAGGAGGACUUUGGGUGGAAGGAAACCAUCACGAAGAGUGGAAUCGAUACGAAACUUUUCACAAAGAGGAUACAUGCUAUCGAAAAGAAAGCAAUCAUAUAGCAAACUACCAUUAGGACAAACCCAACGUGGGAGAAUGCCACCAAGAGGAGGCAGCAAUAGCAGAGCUACAAAAAAGUUCUCCAAUAGAGGAGUCCCAGAAACACCGCUUGGAGUAGUCCCAUCAAAAAUACAAGGUAUAGUUUUAGAGGAAGUCCGUGGAUGA